Messenger RNA from Pocillopora meandrina, 852 nucleotides. Lineage: Eukaryota; Metazoa; Cnidaria; Anthozoa; Scleractinia; Pocilloporidae. The record is from the annotation of a GenBank genome assembly.
AUGUUCCAGAGAAGGAAAGUGGCAAUUAAAGUUCUCUUGGUGAAAAAGCAGCAUCUCGUGGAAAAUAACCUUAACACUCCUGCUAAAGAGAGUCUAAAACGAGAAGCCGAAAACCUACUACUACUAAACGCAGCACAGCAUCCAAACUUCCCUGUUUUGUUAGCAGACAACACUAAAACCUUGCCAUACCACCUCAUUACCGUAUUUGAAAAAUCAAGGGAUCUGUUGCAGUUUCUUCAGAGGUCGCGUGGGACAAAUCCUCCUCUUCAACCAGUCCAGCUCAUUAAGAUGCUAUUAGAUGUCACUGACGCUCUUCUCUUUUUAGAAGAAAAAGGUUUGGUACACCGCGCUGUAAUGGCAGCAAACGUUCUCGUGGGAGACAGUUAUAUCUGUAAAUUGAGUGGCAUGCAACACCUUCGGCAGCUUGCCAGCCAGAGUAAGAAAUGAUUGUAGCUUGGUAACUGACUAACUAGCUGACAAAUCAACUAACGAACUCAUCCCUUCCUUCAUCGCUUUCUUCCUGCCUUUCGUUGAUUUCUUCAUUCGUUCAUAUAUUUAGUCAAUUUCGAUUAUUAAAAUAAUCGAAUUUCUUUAUUCGCAGCUGCUGAAUAUUCCGAUUCACUGUACAGUUAUUGCUCGGCUGAUGACGGUUUCCCAGAUUUUGUAAACUCAGUAAAUGAGGAGGAGCUCCCGCUAAGAUGGAAAGCACCAGAAGUUCUCUCAGAAUGCCGUUUUUCUACUGCCUCCGAUGUGUGGGCCCUUGGGGUCCUAAUGUACGAGGUACUUACCUGCGGGUGUCUUCCAUACAGGCUCAUCUCGGACAGCGAGGAGUUGUGCUCACGAGUGAGUAAU